This is a messenger RNA of Myotis daubentonii (Daubenton's bat), 1350 nucleotides long. It is a transcript of the gene CDK2AP1, whose product is annotated as cyclin dependent kinase 2 associated protein 1. Gene Ontology annotation, cellular component: nucleus; cytoplasm. NCBI's taxonomy places the organism in Eukaryota, Metazoa, Chordata, Mammalia, Chiroptera, Vespertilionidae. The record is from RefSeq and is a predicted model, not a curated record.
CCGCCCCCUCCCGGCCCGGGCCGGCCCCGCUGGCUCGGCUCAAAGUUUGCGGCCGCCCCUGCGCCCGCCGAUGUAUGGGUGAUAUACUGCGGCGGCGGCGGGCGAGGGACGGCCAUAUUUGCCGGUGCGGCCCGACCGGCGACAACAAAAAGUGCGCGGGAGCUCGGCGGGCGCACGGACGGGCGCACGGACGCCGGGCCCGCCUCGCCGCCGCCCGGCCUCGCCGCCGCCGCCGCCUCGCGGGCCGGGCCCCGCUGCGCCCCGCCGCCCGGGGGGAUGUCUUACAAACCGAACUUGACCGCGCACAUGCCCGCCGCCUCCCUCAACGCCGCUGGGAGCGUCCACCCGCCUUCCACCAGCAUGGCGACGUCCUCCCAGUACCGCCAGCUGCUGAGUGACUACGGACCGCCAUCUCUAGGCUACACGCAGGGAACAGGGAACAGCCAGGUGCCCCAGAGCAAAUAUGCUGAGCUGCUGGCCAUCAUCGAAGAGCUGGGGAAGGAGAUCCGGCCCACGUACGCGGGCAGCAAGAGCGCGAUGGAGAGACUGAAACGAGGCAUCAUCCACGCGAGAGGGCUGGUGCGGGAGUGCUUGGCUGAGACGGAGCGGAACGCCAGGUCCUAGCCUCCGAGUCAGCGCGAAUGCUUUCCCUCUUCUUCCCAGAAGUGACAGCUCAUGCCCCCUAUUCAGAUGAAACUUGGUUUCAAAAUGGUAACAGCUUGGUUUGUCCUCCCCGUGCCCCUCCUGGGGUUCUUCAGGCUCCGAACCUCCCGUCACUGAGAUGGAGAUUUUCGCAGUUAUUAGGUUUACAUGUUAGUUAGGAACUACCCAGGGCGUUUUGUGUUUUUUUAAGCAUUGAUUUACAUGAUGCACGUCAGUUACCUAUCACCGCAAACCGUAGUUGGCCUCCCAGAUACCGGUGUUUCUCUUCUGGAUGCAUUUCUGUUACGUGGUUCUUUGUUUCUCUUCUGAGCUGAUCCAGCUCUGAGGGUUUGUUUCAGCGAGUCCUGCGGCAGCCCUUUAGUAGCCAGCGCGUUCGCCACACACUAUAAAUUCUGCUCAGUGUAACUUUUUUUUUUUUUUGCUUAAGCAUUUGCAUGACUAUUAGUACUUUGAAAUCCAUCUUUAAAAUGCACAAGUUAUAAAUACAGAAGAAAGAGCAACUUACCAAACCUCAACCUCCAACCUCGCCUGACAAGGACCCCUGAAAUUUUCCCUAAGGAUGUAUGUAGAUUUCAGUUCUGCCUUUCCCAUCAGUGGAUCCAAACAUCUGGAAGAAAGUGACUAAUACUGUUUGCAUCUUUGUAUGUAUUUAUUACUUGAUGUAAUAAAGCUUAUUUUCAUUAACAA